AAGACAUUGCUUUUCUGCCCUCGGUCCCUAGGGGCUGGCCAGCCCCCAGCUCCCUGCUGUCCCACGGCUUCCCCGCCGCUGUCCAGGAACAGCUCUGCAGCACGCCACGGGUUAACUAGCGCUGCGAGGAGGAAGCACUGCUAGCGCGCAGCAGUAGGUGGCGGUGUGCACACGGGGCAGGGGGAGCAGACCGCACUCCGCAGUCACUCCGCGGCCGGAGCUGGGACCGGUUCUUUGGCCUCAGCGCCCGUCAGAACCAAGAUGCUGGACCAGAUCGCGCUGCUGGCCGCUGUGACCGUGCUGGGAGUCCUGGAGCAAGCCUAUUUUGCACUGCAGGUGAUCUACGCCAGGCGGAAGUACAACGUCUCCCCCCCGGAUACAGCAGGCCCACCAGAAUUUGAGAGAGUCUUCAGAGCUCAGGCGAACUGCUCCGAAUACUUUCCAAUCUUUGUGUCUGUCCUAUGGGUGGCUGGAAUCUUCUUCCAACAAGGUGUGGCUGCAGUCUGUGGGCUACUCUACCUGUAUGCUCGGUACCAGUACUUCCAGGGAUACAGGCUGUCUGCCCAUGGAAGAAUUGUGGAUCCUUCUGCACAACCUAUGGAGUGAGAAAGCUGCUAAAUUAGCAGAACUCACUAUAUCUCAGGAAAGAGCCUGUGACAAUUCUACCCUCCUUUUGGGUCCUCUGAAGAUAGAUUUUAAUUAUGCCAGUGAGUUAGAUUAAGCAAGUAUCAGUUAAUACUGCUCAGAACUUACACCUGCAGGCAUGGCCUUGUCAAAUUUUUCAUCCACCUAAUGUUGCUGACCUUUGCUGAACUACAAGCUGCCUCAAACAUUUAACAUUUUUACUCUGUUGUAGUUACUUCUUGCUGCACUUACCUGUGCAAUGGGAAACAUACACAGGUUUUCUGCUAUCCGAGUCAAUACAUUUGUCAUAGGACAGUCCAGGGGUGCACUGCAUACACAGUUGGUGAGUGGAGACAGAAAAUAGCCAGAAAAGAUGAAGAGAUAGUUUCCCAAACGUACAGCUUUAGAUAUACUGGUUUGAAGGGGAGGAACACACAAUACUUCAGCAAUUUUCUUCUUUUAUAACCACACUUUAAAAGCAAAGGCCAUUCAAAGAAAGGCUCUCUCCUAAUCCAACAGAAACUUGCAUUGGUUUUAAUAAGUGAACUGAGGAGGGAGGAAUUAAGCCCCUCUACCUGGAUACAGAGCCACUGAGGAUGUUUUCAGCAUCAGGUGGCCCUUGUCAAUAGUAGACUAGUAAGGAAAAAAAAAAAAGGCACAUUUUACAUAUUACAAUGAGUGAGAGUUUAGCAAUGGUUCCUUUUCCUACUAUAUGCAGAGCUGCACUACAGUCUGUUCAGUUAUGCAACUACAGCAACCUGCCUGUAAAAGCAGGGCCCCUGGAACUGGCACCAGUGCCACGAGGAGCACUACCUUGGCUAAUUUAUAACCCUAUUCAACAGUUACAC
Messenger RNA from Gopherus flavomarginatus (Mexican gopher tortoise), 1472 nucleotides. Its product is annotated as leukotriene C4 synthase-like. NCBI's taxonomy places the organism in Eukaryota, Metazoa, Chordata, Testudines, Testudinidae. Gene Ontology annotation, molecular function: glutathione peroxidase activity; leukotriene-C4 synthase activity; enzyme activator activity. Bases 262 to 606 code for a protein of 114 amino acids. The transcript has 5 exons. Gene Ontology annotation, cellular component: endoplasmic reticulum; membrane; nuclear envelope. The record is from RefSeq and is a predicted model, not a curated record. Gene Ontology annotation, biological process: leukotriene biosynthetic process.